AUGGCGGUCGGUAAUGAGAGUGAUCGGUACUCCCCUACCACCAAGGAGGAGGAGGGUAUCGCUACCAACAGCGAUGGCCCCGUCAACGACACCUCGGUUCCUUAUGUCUCUGAGGAGACGGAGAACCGUAUUUUGAAGAAGCUUGACAGACGUAUCAUUCCCAUGGUCUGCUGGAUCUAUCUCAUGAACUUUAUGGAUCGAGUUGGUAUCGGUAAUGCUCGUCUCUACGGUUUGGAGGAUGAGCUCAACAUGGGAAACAAUGAGUACCAACUUGCCGUGUCAAUUCUCUUCGUCACGUAUUGUUUGUUCGAAACUCCCUCCAACCUUAUCAUCAAGAAGAUGAAGCCCGCCCGAUACCUCGCCGGUCUCUGCUUCUUCUGGGGUCUUGUCGCCUCCUUCACUGGUUUCGUCAACAACCUUGGCUCUCUGAUCGCUUGCCGUCUUCUUCUCGGUACUUUCGAGGCCGGUCUUUUCCCCGGUAUCAUGCUGUACCUCACCACCUUCUACCACAAGAAGCACAUCUCGCUCCGCAAUGCCUACUUCUACUCCAUCUCUGCCAUCUCCGGUGCCGUCGGUGGUCUUGUCGCUCUCGGUAUCGGAGAGCUGGAUAACUACGAUUGCGAGGGGUGCGGUGCUGGCGGAUGGAGGGCUUGGCGAUGGAUCAUUACCAUCAACGGUAUCCCCACUGUCUUGACUGCUCUCGCUGUUCCCUUCGUCCUUCCCAACGAUCCCGCCACAGCCAAGUGUCUCACACCCGAGGACCGUCAGGCACUUAUCGAUCUUCGAAGCGCUGAGAUUGGUCAGACCGCAGCUGGCCAGGAGAUGCACAAGGAGGACGUCAUUGCUGCCAUCAAGGACUGGAAGAUCUGGGCCCUUUCAAUCGCUCAGUACUGCAGCCACUCUGUCCUUUACAGUUUCAGUGUCUUCUUGCCCACCAUCAUUAAUGAGAUGGGAACCUGGACUCCCAAGCAGGUUCAAGGUCUUACCGUCCCUGUCUACAUCGUUGGCUUUGCUACCUACCUCAUCUGCGCCCGAAUCAGCGACCGCACUCAGCAGCGAGGUCUCUUCUGUAUCGGUGGAGGACUCGUCAUGAUGCUCGGCUACAUCCUGCUCAUCAUCAACUACAACCAAGCCAUGAGUUUCGCUGGCUGCUUCAUUGUCGCCAUCGGUCUUUGGACUGGAUCUGGAUCCGGUAUGGCUUGGAUCACUGUCAACCAGCCCCGAUACGGCAAGCGAGCGUUCGCCAGUGGUAUCUUUAUCACUAUCGGAAACUCUGCUGGUGUUGCCGCCCCCUUCCUCUUCAGCAACGCCGAUAAGCCUCACUACCGCCCCGGAUACGGUGCUACCAUCGGCAUGCUGGCCCUCGCUGUGAGCAUUCACACUACUGUCUAUCUUCACUUUCGACGUCUUAACCACAGAAAGCUUUCUGGUCAGGAGGACUGGAGAAUGGAGGGCAAGACUGAGGAGGAGAUUAAUGAGAUGGGCGAGUACAACCCCCGCUACAUGUACACCCUGUAA
This is a messenger RNA of Fusarium coffeatum, 1518 nucleotides long. RefSeq lists its product as uncharacterized. Bases 1 to 1518 code for a protein of 505 amino acids. The transcript is spliced from 4 exons. Gene Ontology annotation, biological process: transmembrane transport. The record is from RefSeq and is a predicted model, not a curated record. NCBI's taxonomy places the organism in Eukaryota, Fungi, Ascomycota, Sordariomycetes, Hypocreales, Nectriaceae. Gene Ontology annotation, cellular component: membrane. Gene Ontology annotation, molecular function: transmembrane transporter activity.